Molecule: messenger RNA, 1433 nt
Organism: Musa acuminata subsp. malaccensis (wild Malaysian banana)
Lineage: Eukaryota; Viridiplantae; Streptophyta; Magnoliopsida; Zingiberales; Musaceae
Product: ATP-citrate synthase alpha chain protein 2
Biological process (GO): tricarboxylic acid cycle; acetyl-CoA biosynthetic process; fatty acid biosynthetic process
Cellular component (GO): cytosol
Molecular function (GO): ATP citrate synthase activity
Source: RefSeq, a predicted model, not a curated record
UCGAACUAUCUCCUGUUGGAUUGGAGGAGGUGGAGAUGGCUAGGAAGAAGAUCCGGGAGUACGAUUCCAAGCGCCUCCUUAAGGAGCACCUCAAGCGGCUCGCCGGCACCGAUCUCCAGAUCCGCUCCGCGCAGGUGACAGAAUCGACGGACUUCAAUGAGUUAGUCAACAAAGAACCAUGGAUUUCGUCCACGAAAUUGGUCGUGAAGCCCGACAUGCUGUUUGGGAAGCGUGGGAAGAGCGGUCUGGUGGCUCUCAACUUGGAUCUGGCUCAGGCCGCGCAGUUUGUGAAGGAACGUCUGGGAACGGAGGUUGAGAUGGGAGGGUGCAAGGCUCCGAUUACCACAUUCAUAAUUGAGCCAUUCAUUCCCCAUGAUCAAGAGUACUACCUCUCGAUCGUUUCCGAGAGGCUUGGUUGCACCAUUAGCUUCUCCGAGUGUGGUGGCAUUGAAAUCGAGGAGAACUGGGACAAGGUUAAGACGGUUUACCUUCCCACGGAGAAGUCGAUGGCAUCCGAGGCAUGUGCUCCGUUGAUCGUAACCCUUCCCUUGGAGGUUCGAGGGAAAAUAGGGGACUUCAUAAAGGGAGUUCUCACUGUGUUCCAAGACUUGGAUUUCAGUUUCAUAGAAAUGAACCCAUUCACUUUGGUAAAUGGUGAACCAUACCCACUAGAUAUGCGAGGAGAACUGGAUGACACAGCUGCUUUCAAAAACUUCAAGAAGUGGGGUAGCAUAGAAUUUCCACUUCCCUUUGGUAGAGUCCUGAGCUCCACAGAAAAAUUUGUUCAUGAACUUGAUGAAAAGACUAGUGCCUCCCUGAAGUUCACUGUUUUAAACCCCAAAGGACGCAUAUGGACAAUGGUGGCUGGUGGUGGUGCUAGUGUCAUUUAUGCUGAUACAGUUGGAGAUUUAGGUUAUGCAUCUGAACUUGGAAACUACGCGGAAUACAGUGGUGCUCCAAAUGAGGAGGAGGUCCUUAAGUAUGCUCGAGUCGUCCUUGAUUGUGCAACUGCAGAUCCUGAUGGUCGUAAGAGAGCUCUUCUCAUUGGAGGGGGUAUAGCAAACUUUACUGAUGUUGCUGCCACAUUCAAUGGUAUCAUCAAGGCCCUGAAAGAGAAGGAGUCAAAGCUAAAGGCUGCAAGGAUGCACAUUUAUGUUAGAAGAGGUGGUCCAAACUAUCAAACUGGCCUGGCCAAAAUGAGGAAACUGGGUGAGGAACUUGGCAUUCCUCUCGAGGUUUAUGGGCCAGAGGCCACAAUGACCGGAAUUUGCAAGCAAGCUAUCGAUUGUGUCAUGUCUGCUGCAUGACUAACUCACGUUUUUGUUUUAAGCAAUAUCAAGCUCGACCAUAAUUGAUUUCUUGUAGGUGCCGAUUGUGUUGGUUCGAACAUUUGAUAAGUUAAUGCGCAUUUGAGAAAACAUCAAUUUUCUUAU